AUGGAGAUCGAGAAUACAUCCCAGACCCAGAUACCCAAACCCACAUUGAAGAGAAAGCAAAGAAAAACCCACAUGGGCAGUAAUGCAGUGCAUGAAUCCCACACAGCAAAUUCAAGCAGCAGCAGAAGAAUCAAAGCAAGAAGAGAGAGUCAGUGCAUGAAGAACAGUGCUGCUUCUCAGGAAAGCGCAAAAGAUGUAAAGGCUCAUGGUGGUGAGGAGGAGGCUGCUGCUGCUGAUGAUAGGGAGGAGGUGGAGAGGAAGAUAGAGGCAUUGCAGAGGAUUGUGCCAGGAGGUGAGUCACUUGGUGUGGACAAGCUAUUUGAAGAGACUGCUGGGUACAUUAUGACCUUGCAGGUUCAGCUCAAAGCCAUGAAAGCCCUUGCAAGCUUUUUUGAGGGGUUGGAGAAGGAGAAGAAGAAGUUUGGAGCUUGAGUAAGGAGGGAGCUAGGGAGGUUCUUAACUGGUUUCAUUAUGAGAGACCAAAGAAUCCAUCUUUUUUCUUCUUCAAUGUUAAAUUUUUCUUUGUUGGGUAAGUAGUGGGUUAAUGGGUACCUUCUUCUUCUUCUUCUCAUGAUGUUAAUUUUUGUUUUU
Molecule: messenger RNA, 591 nt
Organism: Fragaria vesca subsp. vesca
Lineage: Eukaryota; Viridiplantae; Streptophyta; Magnoliopsida; Rosales; Rosaceae
Exons: 1
Coding region: 1-432 (143 amino acids)
Biological process (GO): regulation of DNA-templated transcription
Source: RefSeq, a predicted model, not a curated record